Messenger RNA from Chrysoperla carnea, 3373 nucleotides. It is a transcript of the gene SPoCk, whose product is annotated as calcium-transporting ATPase type 2C member 1. Lineage: Eukaryota; Metazoa; Arthropoda; Insecta; Neuroptera; Chrysopidae. Bases 135 to 2954 code for a protein of 939 amino acids. The record is from RefSeq and is a predicted model, not a curated record. The transcript is spliced from 11 exons. Gene Ontology annotation, biological process: manganese ion transport; calcium ion transmembrane transport; intracellular calcium ion homeostasis. Gene Ontology annotation, molecular function: P-type calcium transporter activity; ATP hydrolysis activity; ATP binding. Gene Ontology annotation, cellular component: Golgi membrane; endoplasmic reticulum; plasma membrane.
CUGGCGUAUACGUGUGUAUAUAAAAUCUGACAUUAGUGAUUAUAAGUUUGUGUUGUGUACAAAAAUGUUGAUAAUGUCUUGAAGAUACAAAAACGAAUAUUUAAAAAAAAUAGAAUCAAUUAAAAAAAUCAACCAUGAAACAAACUCAUAAUAAUAAGUAUGAAAAAUUGGUACGGAAUUCGAAAGAAAAAGAUAUUGAAGUACAAUCGGUUGUUAAUCCACUGUAUAAUAGCGGGACGGAGGGAAUAUCCAAUAUGUGGUUAACAACGGCCGAAGCCAGCAGUCUAGCCUCAGAAGAAGUUGCUUCACGAUUACGGGUAGACGUACGCACAGGAUUAAAUCGACGAGAAGCAGAUUUACGUCGACAAUUAACGGGUUAUAAUGAAUUAACAGUAAAAGAAGAGGAACCUACAUGGAAAAAAUAUGUAGAACAAUUUAAAAAUCCAUUGAUAUUAUUAUUAUUAGGUUCAGCAUUCGUUAGUGUUUGUAUGAAACAAUUUGACGAUGCUGUCAGUAUAACAAUUGCGAUUAUAAUUGUUGUAACAGUCGCUUUUGUACAAGAAUAUAGAUCUGAAAAAUCUUUAGAAGAAUUGAAUAAGUUGGUGCCCCCGACAUGUCACUGUUAUCGAGAGGGACAUGUCGAGAGUUUUCUGGCACGUGAAUUAGUACCAGGAGAUGUAGUAUUUUUAAAUGUCGGUGAUAGAGUUCCUGCAGAUUUACGAUUAAUUGAAGCCAUAGAUCUUGCCGUUGAUGAAAGUAGUUUCACGGGUGAAACAGAACCAGCUAGAAAGCAAACACAAGCCACAUUAAAAGCAAUGGGUCAUAGUGAAAUGUGUAACAUUGCAUUUAUGGGUACUCUUGUCCGGUGUGGAAACGGAAAAGGAAUUGUAGUAAGUACAGGAGAAAAAUCUGAGUUUGGAAAUGUUUUUAAAAUGAUGUUAGAAGAGGAAGCACCAAAAACACCCCUACAACGUAGUAUGGAUGUUUUAGGAACUCAAUUAUCAUUUAUAUCUUUUAUUAUUAUUGGUGUGAUUAUGCUUUUGGGAUGGCUCCAAGGUAAACCAAUUCUAGAGAUGUUUACAAUUGGUGUCAGUUUAGCUGUGGCUGCUAUUCCCGAAGGCUUACCCAUUGUGGUUACGGUAACAUUAGCAUUAGGUGUAAUGCGUAUGGCGAAACGAAACGCCAUUGUUAAAAAACUUCCAACAGUUGAAACAUUGGGAUGCGUAAAUGUUAUUUGUUCAGAUAAGACAGGAACAAUCACUAAAAAUGAAAUGACAGUGACAGUGUUAGUGACUUCGGAUGGAUACUUAGCAGAAGUUUCAGGGGCUGGAUAUAACGAUCAAGGAGAAAUACGUUUUCAUCGGUGUGAUAAUAUCGACCGUGCUCGAGAGUCAGUAUAUAAUCUAUUAGAGGUUGGCUCAGUGUGUAACAAUGCUGUAAUAAAUGGUGAAACACUAUUGGGAACACCAACUGAAGGUGCACUUUUAGCUGCUGCUAUGAAACACGGAAUGUAUGGAAUAAGUGAACGCUAUAUUCGAUUAGAAGAAUUGCCAUUCUCAUCUGAACAAAAAAUGAUGAUUGUGAAAUGUAUACAUAAAUAUAGUGAUACAAAAGAUGAAGUAUAUUUUGUGAAAGGUGCAUUAGAUCGUAUUCUACCAAAAUGUACUAAGUAUAUUCAUAAUGGACAAUUACAUAUGUUUGAUAAAAAGAAACAAGAUGAAUAUCUAGCUGAAGCACAUGAAAUUGGUCGCAAAGGUUUAAGAGUAAUUGGUAUGGCAAAAGGUUCCUCAUUAAAUGAUUUAAUAUACAUGGGUUUAGUUGGUAUAUGUGAUCCACCACGUCCAAUGGUACGUGAAUCAAUCAGCAUAUUACAACAAUCUGGCGUUAAAGUAAAAAUGGUGACUGGAGAUGCAUACGAAACAGCUGUUGCCAUCGCUAAUACAAUUGGUUUAGAUACAAUGCAGCAUAUGCAAACACUAUCUGGUGAUCAAAUUGAUUCAAUGUCUGAUAUCGAAUUAGAGAAGUGUAUAAAUAAUGUAAGCGUGUUCUAUCGUGUUACGCCCAAACAUAAGUUAUCCAUUGUAAAAGCGUUACAACACACCGGUAAUAUUGUGGGUAUGACUGGUGAUGGUGUUAACGAUGGUGUAGCAUUGAAGAAAGCUGAUAUUGGUAUUGCUAUGGGUAAAAAUGGUACAGAUGUAUGCAAGGAGGCAGCUGAUAUGAUUUUAGUUGAUGAUGAUUUUCAUACAAUAAUUGCAGCAAUUGAAGAAGGGAAAGGUAUAUUUUAUAAUAUCAGGAACUUCGUUCGAUUUCAACUAUCCACUUCCAUUGCAGCCUUAUCACUAAUUGCACUAGCAACAUUGAUGGGAAUACCAAAUCCACUUAAUGCUAUGCAGAUUUUAUGGAUUAACAUUAUAAUGGAUGGCCCCCCAGCUCAAAGUUUAGGCGUUGAACCUGUUGAUCAUGAUGUUUUAAGACAGCGUCCACGUAAUACAAAAGAACCAAUGAUUACACGUGCUGUAAUAAUAAAUGUAUUAAUGUCAGCGUCUGUAAUUAUAAUUGGUACAUUGUGGGUUUUUAAACGUGAAAUGAGUGAUAACAUAAUUACACCACGUGAUACAACAAUGACAUUCACAUGUUUUGUAUUAUUUGAUAUGUUUAAUGCUUUAUCAUGUCGAUCACAAACAAAAAGUGUAUUCACUAUUGGUUUGUUUAGUAAUCGAUUUUUUUUAGUGGCUGUUAGCCUGUCAUUACUUGGCCAACUUGCAGUCAUUUAUUUCCAACCAUUGCAAGUGGUCUUCCAAACUGAAGCACUCGAAUUAAAGGAUUUAGUAUUUCUUGUAUCAUUGACAUCAACUGUAUGGAUUAUCUCAGAGAUAAAGAAAUUUAUUGAACGCACAAUUGAAAAGCGCAGUUUAAUGCGGGGAAUGAGAGCGGAUCUGGAUUAUGUAUGACAAAUGAAAACAGCCAGAGGAAAGACUCAUGCCCAAUAAUAAUUCUCUUGUCAGAAAUCUGUUGUACGUUUUGAACGUGUACGGAUAUUGAGAAUGUUUCCAACCAUCAGCACCUGAUCUUCCUUACUAACUAUUGGCAUUUUAUAACACGUGUCUUGUUCGUAACUAAAAACAAAUACCUGUUACUACAGCAGUUACUUAAUAACACUUCAUCAGCAUCAAAAACCUGAACUCCUAUUUCAUAUUCUGGUGAACAUUUAAUAAACAUUUAUCUCUGUUGAAGAAAAGAAUCUAUUUGUGUUGGAAAUUGGCUGAAGUCUCUCUGGUUGUUAGUUAUUUCAUUAAAUUUUUUAAUUUUUUUUUUCUUUUUAAUCAUUGAUUUAUCUCAUUAAUUUAUUUCUGUAAAACUAGUCAUUUAU